AUGAUUGCCUUCAAAACGACAACUCUUCUCUUCUUUUUCACGACGUUUUUCUCGUCGGUGAUCGGCCAGGAUCCUGAAUGCGUGGGCGUUGAGUGUGGCUUUGGUGUGAUGGCCAAUGCAGCCUAUGCAUUCAUCGCUGAGGUGAAUGCCGAGUAUGGAAUCGUUGUUGUGAACAACUGCUCGAAUUCGAUUUACCUCAAAUGUGCCUCCGGCGAUGAUGCGAUCACUGGCGAUGGAUCGGAUGAUGACGAUUGGUGGACAUUGGAAAACGGGAUGGCCUUGGCUUGGGGUUUCCACUCCGGGUUCAAUACUUGUUUCUGGUGUUAUGCAAACAAUAACGGACAAGAGGCACGUGAUUCCGGCAACUGGUACAUCCAUCAAAAUGUCUGGGGAUCUCCGGCUAGCGGCUGCUCGGGAGCCCCCGACACGGCUAGUCAGGGAAAUCACAAUGGAGUGACCUCGUGGCAAAUUCGAGACGAUGGAGCCUACUCGAAUGGAUGUGCGGCCUGUGGGGAAGACGACGAUUUCGAGCUUUACACCGAAUGGGGACCUGAUCCGAAUGCU
This is a messenger RNA of Mesorhabditis belari, 564 nucleotides long. The record is from the annotation of a GenBank genome assembly. NCBI's taxonomy places the organism in Eukaryota, Metazoa, Nematoda, Chromadorea, Rhabditida, Rhabditidae.